This is a messenger RNA of Dendroctonus ponderosae (mountain pine beetle), 381 nucleotides long. RefSeq names its product cuticle collagen 2C-like. Lineage: Eukaryota; Metazoa; Arthropoda; Insecta; Coleoptera; Curculionidae. The coding region runs from base 1 to 381 and encodes 126 amino acids. The record is from RefSeq and is a predicted model, not a curated record. The transcript has a single exon.
AUGUCCUCCAGCGACAGCGACGGUAUCGUUGGGGGACCAGCUAAGGCGGGAACUCCCUCAACACCCCUAAAGGAGAGCAGAAGAACCUGCUACCCAACUCCUCUGACGGCGAGGCCUUUCAAAGCCCAAAUCGCCGACGGAAGAGAAGGAGAGUCAGGCGUCUGUACUCCAGUGAGGGAAUCAUUAAUGGUAAAGCUAUUCUAUUGCCCACCAGACCCCCCGCAGCCACCAGCAGAUGUAGACCACCCCUGGAGCCCAGCAGAGGUAGACCACCCCUGGAGCCCAGCAAGCGCCGACCACGCCUGGAGCCCAGCAGACGCAGAUCACCCCUGCAGCCCAGCAGUCGCAGGCCACCCCUGCAGCCCAGCAGAGGAGGGAUAA